Eimeria acervulina is the source of this 534-nucleotide messenger RNA. RefSeq lists its product as hypothetical. The record is from RefSeq and is a predicted model, not a curated record. Lineage: Eukaryota; Apicomplexa; Conoidasida; Eucoccidiorida; Eimeriidae. The transcript is spliced from 2 exons. The annotation marks the transcript as partial.
CAGCAGCAACAGCAGCAGCAGCAGCAGUAUCAGCAGCAGCAGCAGCAGCAUUCACCCUGGGUGAUCAGCAGCAGCAUCAUCAUCAUCAUCAGCAGCAGCAGCAACAGCAGCAGCAGCAGCAGUAUCAGCAGCAGCAGCAGCAGCAUUCACCCUGGGGUGGGGGCCCCCCUGGGGGCCCCCCUGUGGGCUCCCUUGGGGGCCCCCCUGUGGGCUCCCUUUGGGGCCCCCCUGUGGGGUCUCCUGGGGGCCCUCCUGUGGGCUCCCUUUGGGGCCCCCCUGUGGGGUUUCCUGGGGGCCCCCCUGUGGGGUCCCCUGGGGGCCCCCCUGGGGGCCCCCCUGUGGGGUCCCCUGGGGGCAGUCUUUGUUUUUCUUGUCUUUAAUGGGGGAGCCUUCUUGGUGGCUGCUGUGGGGCCCCUCUCUUUGGUGCUUGUUAGAGGGGCCCCUAGCCCUGGGGGCCCCGUGACGGGGGCCCCCAGGGGGCCCCUCAACAAAACGCAGCAACAUGCUGCUCUUUCCGACGCCACUAUCACCUGA